Molecule: messenger RNA, 1228 nt
Organism: Equus caballus (horse)
Lineage: Eukaryota; Metazoa; Chordata; Mammalia; Perissodactyla; Equidae
Gene: YIPF4
Product: Yip1 domain family member 4
Biological process (GO): endoplasmic reticulum to Golgi vesicle-mediated transport; vesicle fusion with Golgi apparatus
Cellular component (GO): membrane; trans-Golgi network
Source: RefSeq, a predicted model, not a curated record
AGGGCGCCGGCGUCGUGGUGCUUGGGCGGUCGCCACCGAAGGGACUUUGGCGGGGCAGCCUCGGGGGCAGCCGCGGUUCCGCUGCGCUCGUCUCCGGCCUCGCUCCCAGUCCGCGCCUCGCGGCUCGCGGGCCGCACCGUAGGGCGCGCGUGCGGGUCGGCGCCGCGGCCGCCCCGGGGCCUGGGCCCAGCCGCCGCCUCCUCCACCGCCGCCGGCUCCGAGGGGCCGCGCGAUGCAGCCGCCGGGCCCGCCCCCGGCCUACUCCCCCACCAACGGGGACUUCACCUUCGUCUCCUCAGCAGACGCCGAAGAUCUCAGUGGUUCCAUAGCAUCCCCAGAUGUCAAAUUAAACCUUGGUGGAGAUUUUAUCAAAGAAUCUACAGCUACUACAUUUCUGAGACAAAGAGGAUAUGGCUGGCUUUUGGAAGUCGAAGAUGAUGAUCCUGAAGAUAACAAGCCACUCUUGGAGGAAUUGGAUAUCGAUCUAAAGGACAUUUACUACAAAAUUCGAUGUGUUUUGAUGCCAAUGCCAUCGCUUGGUUUUAAUAGACAAGUGGUGAGAGACAAUCCUGACUUUUGGGGUCCUUUGGCUGUUGUUCUUUUCUUUUCGAUGAUAUCAUUAUAUGGACAGUUUAGGGUGGUUUCAUGGAUUAUAACCAUUUGGAUAUUUGGUUCACUAACAAUUUUCUUACUGGCCAGAGUUCUUGGUGGAGAAGUUGCCUAUGGCCAAGUUCUUGGAGUUAUAGGAUAUUCACUACUUCCUCUCAUUGUAAUAGCCCCUAUACUUUUGGUGGUUGGAUCGUUUGAAGUGGUGUCUACACUUAUAAAACUGUUUGGUGUGUUUUGGGCUGCCUACAGUGCUGCUUCAUUGUUAGUGGGUGAAGAAUUCAAGACCAAAAAGCCUCUCCUGAUUUAUCCAAUCUUUUUAUUAUACAUUUAUUUUUUGUCCUUGUAUACUGGGGUGUGAUCUAAGUCAUAUGUGAGUAGAAAAAGACAACGUUAUAUUUGUGUGUAGCCUGGGAAUUCUUGCUGAGGGGAUUGAAGAAAACCUGUUGUUGGUAAAAUUUUACGUGUUCCAGAUGUAAAGGAAGGGUUAAGGUCUUUUUAAAACAAUAUUUUUUGUAUUUAAGCAAUUGUAGUUACCUGGAUUUUUUUUGGUCAGAAUUCUAAAUUCUGUUUGAUUCUUCAUAUUCCAGUGAAUAAAAUAUAAAAGCAUUGUGUUUUUUAA